Siniperca chuatsi (mandarin fish) is the source of this 1214-nucleotide messenger RNA. RefSeq lists its product as uncharacterized. The record is from RefSeq and is a predicted model, not a curated record. The coding region runs from base 408 to 1214 and encodes 268 amino acids. The transcript is spliced from 4 exons. Lineage: Eukaryota; Metazoa; Chordata; Actinopteri; Centrarchiformes; Sinipercidae.
AUUUACACAGUGGUUUGUCAAAACCAUCAUCGGAAGAAUCAAGUCUGAUACUGCAAAUAAAAAUGCAGUCGGACAAUCUAAGUGGCCGAGUGAAAUGACACUAUUAUGUCAAAGGUGGAAGGACUAGUCAAACGUGUCAAAUGUUUGCCAUUUGGAAAUGCAGUUUCCACAGUUAUAAAGGCUCCCAAGGCUCUAAAUAUUUCAAGGUGCCUUUACAAUGACACAAACUGAAAUAAGUGUGUUGAUUUGUGCAGUAUGUCAUAUGUGUGAACAGCAUGACAGCAUGCAAAGCAUUGUAACCCCAUAAUGCACCUACAGGAAGCUACGAUCACCACAGUCCACCCCUGCAGCUUCCUGUGUGUUGCUUAUGUUUGUUAAGAUUUCAUACCUCUACUUUUAUCAUCAAAAUGAAGACACUGUGUCUGAUUUUGCUUUUUCAUGCAAGUCUUCAGCUCCAGUGUGAUAAAGGACAGAUCACAGCACAUAUUGGAGGGGAAUUCGUUUUUAUCUGCAAGUAUGACACAAACCGAUUCCUGUACAAUAAGAAAUACUGGUGCCGAGGGGACUCCAGAAGCACCUGUGAGAUUUUGGUGGAUUCAGAAGGUGGUGCUAAAACUAAAAACACACACAGGUCUCAAAUAAUAGAUGCAGGAAAAAGAGGGCUGUUUGUGAAAGUCACGAAUCUCCAAUUUGAUGACACUGGAGUGUACUGGAUUGGGAUCGACAAAAUAUAUGCUGACAUCAUGACUUCAGUUAAUGUGGUUAUCACUGAAGUUCCAGUAUUGAAACCCAGACUUUGGCCCUUGAGCUCUCUAGUGGAAAGGCCAACAUGUUGGGGACAGCCAGUGACAGUGCGCUGUGGUUGUACAAAGGGCACUGGCGUUCGUUACACCUGGUAUCAAAACACUCACAUCAAGGACAUCCUGCUUUACCAUUCGUCAGACUUAUAUCUACACUGUGGCACAGUGGAUAAAGACAGUGAUUAUUACUGUAUUGCCAGUAAUGAUAUAAGCAGUCAGCAGAGUGAUAUCCUCUCUGUGCAGGUCCUGCUGCCUGCAGACAGCAGCUGUAUCUAUGUCGUUAUUAUACAGGGUAAGAACAGAUGGGAUGCUGUAUUCUCUCCUAUAAAUAUAAAUGCAAGAAUUGGAUUAACACAUCGCAUGAUGGUUCCUGUCCAAGAACACCAUUACUUCACUUAUAGCCCCAUCCAUUAG